Molecule: messenger RNA, 4356 nt
Organism: Trichoderma harzianum CBS 226.95
Lineage: Eukaryota; Fungi; Ascomycota; Sordariomycetes; Hypocreales; Hypocreaceae
Exons: 2
Coding region: 1-4356 (1451 amino acids)
Source: RefSeq, a predicted model, not a curated record
AUGUUACCCAACGCGGAUCAAAACGUGCUCAUCCCCAUCAAGCUUGAUGCAUUCGUCCUCAAUGACAAAGUCUGUGAUGGCGGCUAUAAUGACGAUGAACUGAGAGCACGAAAAGCCAAAAUUGCACCCAUCUCACAGCCCAAUUACUCGUUUCUGCGUCUGAAAAAGUCCUAUCUCCAGUCAGACAUUCUGUACCAUACCGACUUACACAACGCCUGCCCGGCCGAUUUCAACUCGCGCAUUACAGAUCUCGGGUCUCGCUCCCGGCGUGAAAACCGACAGGGCAUCUAUCUCCACUGGACGCUCCCUCGCAUAUACCGGAGUGGUAGCGCUGCAACGAGUGAUGCAGAAAACGGCAGAAAUGGGCUUCCCAUCUUCCCCGAGGUCCCUACGCGAUGGCUAGUCGUUCGUCACAUACAUGAUCUUGACGCCGUCAAACCUAGUGAAGCAAAGGACAAGCUGAAAAGCGUCUCUGCGUGGGUUGUCGAAAGUGACCGCUGCCGAACCCUCGACGGAGAACGAAAACCCGACGACGGUACACUCGAGAAACCCUGGAAUGUUCUUGAUGGCACAGUUGAUCUUCAAGUUGACGUGUCACCUUUCGUCAGCGCAUCCAACUCUGUGGUAAACGGAGAUUCAGAUGUCUUGGAGAAACAAGCCGAAAUCUUCAUAGGUGACAAAAGAAAAGCAUCAGAGUGGAAGGAAACCCAGCCUGAAGACGGAACCACAGAUACCAGCAAGUCACGCGUCAACCUACAGCUCCUAUCUUCGUCCAAUGAGCUCUUUCCAGAUUACCAGCUGCAUAAUUCCAAUGUUUUCUCGAUCGUCGAUAACUUUGAGUAUGACCGUGUUGAUAUCGGAGACAACAAAACCAAGCCAUUGUACGCCUCCCGUGUUCCAUCAGUUAGCUACUCUGUCCUCGGAUGGCACUCCAAACCAAAAAAGGACAUUGUCUGGCUCAAAGAAAAGUCUGAAACUCGCGCGCAGCUCCUGAAGAGGCUGGAUAUGGACUUCAAAGGUUUUCACCCCCGAACGCUUGACUUUGACGACAUUAUCCCCCAGGAAAUCGUCGAUUGGCUUGACGAAUGUCUUCCUCGAAGGGAACAAGGCACACGGAGUCUUUGCCACGGCGCAGUGUAUGAUGUUUCUUGGGAUCUCCACAGGGCACCAGAGAUUAUCCUCGCGGAUAAAUAUGCUGAGAUGUUGAGUCAGAAGCUCCCUGUGGCGAUAGGAACGACGCCAAUGGACGCGUUGAUGGCGUACGCGGGCGCACAUGAGGCAGAUACGAGCAAUCCCAAUGAUGAUGUCAAAAAGAUUGAGUCGGCACUGAAACGCCUCGAGACAGUGCUCUUGAGCAGGGAUGAUGGCGUUGAAGCGCACGCGCAGGGGGCAGACAUGAUGUAUAACUGGAACUAUACAAGGCUGGAUGGUGGACAACAGUAUCAUGUUUCUGGAGGCGAAAGUGGCGGGAAGCCGGUUAUUCCUGAAGACAAGAGGGUAGACUUGAUUAAGCUGAACGACUUGUGCCGCUUCCGAGAUGCAGCGGACAGGAAGCUCAAGAGACAGCGCUGGGCCGUCUUUGCGGAGUGGUGGCAGGCUGUGACGCUGGCCAAGAAGCAAUUAGAAGUGAAAGAUGCGUUGAAGCCAAUUUUGGACAGCAUUGACGCCUUGGAGAAAUUGCUGGGUAUCAGCAAGCAGGAUCUAAUCUCAGUCUUGACUGACGGAAAGAAAGGGGAUGAAGCAACAGAAUUUGAGCCAGGCGUGCAUCCGCCCUUUCAUCAGCAGCGCGACCCGACAUUGCUCGUUGGUGGUGUGCGAUCUGGCUGGGAACCGGACUACCUGCACACACUCCUGAUCAGACUCGACGGUCAAUUGCUCGAAGAAACAAAAUCUGCUGUCCCUGGCGAGGAGGAGGAUGGCUGGGCAAGUCUCUUUAAAGACUUUGUUACCAAGAAGAUGCCUGAACCUCUAAGAGCAUCAGCCCAAGCCCUGCUUCGUGAAUUUGUUGUAUUACGAACAAGGAGAAGAGACGAGGAUGACGUAUCGGAUGAUGAUCCCAAGAAACCGGAGAGACAAAAAAUAAGUCCCCAGAUGCCAACUUUUCAUGACCGCCAAGGCCUGGAUCAUAAGGGGAAGCCUGUUUGGCGUGACUCUUGGAAUAAUACGCAACCUUGGUUCCCUUUGUUUCUUGAAUGGGAGGUGGAAUACACUCACAUCGACCAUGACGAUUGGGAGCUUGCCGAGUCGAAAUGGUGGCACAGCGAAGGCGCCAAGUUGCACUAUGCUAUCAAGCCAGACAUGACAUUGGAGGACAAAUACGGCGACAAGACUAAGAAAGAAGUCGACAACCGGCGGUUUUCAGGCCAAGCUCUCGUCCUCCCACAACCCAGCUUCUCGCUUGAGGCCAAAAUCCUACAACUCUUUUCCGAUACGGCAGCGGAGAAGCUAGAAAAGUUGCUACCGUUUGAAGACCGCGAGGAACUCGCCAAGAGCCUGAGGAAAUUCGACUUUUUGUCUGCACCUCUGUCUGGGUUUAACAGCCACAUGCUCACCGUCGAGCAAGGGAAUCAUGUCAAGCCGUCGAUUCGCAACCCUGUGACUGGCGCAGUGAAAUUCAUGAGCGAGGCGGCUCGCAAAGAAGCCGGAUUGUCUGAGCAGGUCCUCGAAAACAUGGGCAUCGAGACAGAUCUCACGCCAUAUGGACGCAGCAAAAGUAAACCCGACACGGAUGGGCCAGCCGUUUUCAAGCCCGUAACCCAUGGCCAGUUCCGCAUCACCAAACUCAACAUCAUUGACAAGUUUGGCCAGGCCAUCCAUGCAAUCGACCCUAAGCCUACGACUGAGGAGCUGACUCCGAAGCUGUAUCCCUGCAUCAGCGACUGGUACGCGCCACAGGCCAAAAGCUCGAACCCAGAGUCUCCCAACGUCGUUGGCAAGGUGAAGAAAGAGAACGAGACAAAGUGCGAGUAUAUCCAAGUGCCGCCGCAGAUCAACCAGCCAGCACGUCUCAAUGCGGUUUUCACAAUUCCAUCAGAGCCCCCUCUGCACGAGGAUGACCCAAAGCCGCCUUUCUGGCGGGCUACUCACGACUGGGACCAGCCCAUCUGGGGCUGGGUUGUGGUCAACUAUGCAAACUUUGGAGUGCAGUUCUUCCUCCCCUCGGGUGCUUUCUAUCGAGAGGUUCGUUGCGCUGGUCCUACUGGAGCACUCUUGUCGCCAGAGUGGCUGCCAUUCGAGAAACCUGACGAUCCGUCCAGGCGCGGCGGCAAGGAAGACGGCGGUGCUGCAGCCGAACAGCUCGCGCGACUGGUCAAGGUCUUGGGAGAGAAUUACCCAUAUCUCCGCAGGUUCAUUGCCACCAUCAAUGCUGCUACAACAUCAAUAGCACCCGCACCAAGCGCGUAUGCCGAAUUUCGAAGCGCCUUGCUCGGCCGACCCCUGGCCCUCACGUACUUUGGAGUCUCCUUGGAACUUGCCGGUUCGCCGUGGGAAAGUCAUCUGUCGCAGGACAACAAACUCAAGAAGACACUCCUCGAUUAUAAAUUCCGCGUCAAGCUGGGCGACCGGGAGCGCGGGUUUGAUGGGUUGGUAGGAUACUUUCCUCCCCUUCCCGAGUCCGAGCUAAAAGAAGGCAAUGCUCUUGACGUAUCGACAUUCUACACACACUUCCCACCCGGUGUUCAUGAUAUAGCCACCGAAGAAUUGGCAAAGAUCUCUCCACCGGCAUCUUCUUACGAAGAUGAGCAGCCAAACCCAACAGUCACCAAGAUAAUUACCAUCAAGAAGGAUAACUAUCCUCUCCUGAAGCCAUACUAUCUCGACCCGGACAAGAACGACCGCACGCCAGCAUCAUACGCUGCGGAUGCAAACGAAAAGCUUGCCGUUUUCGGCGCCCUGCUCGACCCUUUCCUCCCUGUGCAUGCCUACACUGGUAUCUUGCCCGUCAAGGAGUUUUCCCUACCGACGUGGACAUGGCAGGGAGCCCUGGACAAGCUAUCCGCCUUUUUCCACGCCGGGCCUGUGCUAAUCACGGGCGACGUUCCAGGGUUUGUGGAGGCGAGGCAGCUGAAGCAGGGGGAUUUGCCACCUAAGGUGGUUGAAGGCGUGGAGGGGGAGGAGAAGCAAUCCGUGGGGCUGCCAGGUGGCGCGUUGGGGAUGUGGAGUUGGCUCCAGCCUUACGAUGUUGAUGAAGAGCAUGGAAAGAGUAUUACGGGUGACGAGGAGGAAGAGAAGCCACGGGAAAAGUUCAUGCCGUUGGCUGUUGAGGUGUUGGGUGAAGAGUCAAAGCUAGAGCGGGGGCCAUAUACGGCCAUCGAGGGGUACCUGCAGAUGGCUGCGGGCGUUAAUGAGAAGUAG